AAGUGGUAGAGCGCCAUUUUGGAAAGUGGCAAAAUCCUACCAAACACUCCUGGAUGCAGGAGCGGACUGACAACUCAUGGGGCCCCCAGGCAAUAGGGGAUCAUGGGGCCCCUGUGUCCUUGCCCAAACUCAAAAAAGCCUAUGAAAAAGGUACCAGAGGCAUCUCAUGGGGCCCCCUACUGACCCCGGGCCCUCGGGCGGUGCCAGAGUUACCAAAUGGUCAGUCCGCCCCUGCAUAGAGGU
Messenger RNA from Staurois parvus, 243 nucleotides. The record is from the annotation of a GenBank genome assembly. Lineage: Eukaryota; Metazoa; Chordata; Amphibia; Anura; Ranidae.